AUGAGGGGUAUCAGUGAUGAGCCAAUUCACCUGAAAAUCUUCUCACCACAUGUUGUCAAUCUCACGCUGGUGGAUCUGCCUGGCAUCACAAAGGUCCCGGUGGGAGACCAGCCUAAAGAUAUCGAGCUGCAGAUCCGCGAGCUGAUCUUAAAAUACAUCAGCAAUCCCAACUGCAUCAUUUUAGCUGUCACUGCAGCGAACACGGACAUGGCCACCUCUGAAGCUCUGAAAGUGGCCCGUGAGGUGGAUCCAGACGGUCGCAGAACACUGGCUGUAGUGACUAAACUAGAUCUGAUGGAUGCUGGUACUGAUGCAAUGGAUGUUCUCAUGGGCAGAGUCAUUCCUGUCAAACUAGGACUGAUUGGAGUGGUCAACAGGAGUCAGCUGGAUAUCAAUAAUAAGAAAUGUGUGGCAGACUCCAUCCGUGAUGAGCAUGCCUUCCUGCAGAAGAAAUACCCCUCCCUCGCCAACAGAAAUGGAACCAAGUAUCUCGCCAGAACAUUAAAUAGGUUAUUGAUGCAUCACAUUAGGGACUGUCUACCAGAGCUGAAGACACGUAUCAAUGUUUUAGCAGCUCAGUAUCAGUCCCUGCUCAGCAGCUACGGCGAGCCGGUAGAGGACAUGAGCUCCACCCUGCUGCAGCUCAUCACAAAGUUCGCCACUGAGUACUGCAACACUAUUGAAGGAACGGCCAAAUACAUUGAAACUGCUGAACUGUGUGGUGGUGCAAGAAUUUGUUAUAUUUUUCAUGAGACGUUUGGUAGGACACUGGAGUCGGUCGAUCCUCUUGGAGGGCUUACAACCAUAGAUGUACUCACAGCUAUUAGGAACGCUACAGGUCCCCGUCCUGCACUGUUCGUGCCUGAGGUGUCGUUUGAGCUGCUGGUGAAGAGGCAGGUGAAGCGUCUGGAGGAGCCCAGUCUGCGCUGUGUGGAGCUGGUGCAUGAAGAGAUGCAGAGGAUCAUUCAGCACUGCAGCAACUACAGCACUCAGGAGCUGCUUAGGUUUCCAAAGCUCCACGAUGCCAUAGUAGAAGUGGUCACUUCUCUUCUCAGGAAGAGGCUACCAGUCACCAAUGAGAUGGUUCACAAUCUUGUGGCAAUUGAGUUGGCUUAUAUCAACACCAAACACCCAGACUUCGCAGAUGCCUGUGGGCUCAUGAACAACAACAUUGAGGAGCAGAGGCGUAACCGAAUGAGAGAGCUUCCCUCAGCGGUGCCCCGUGAUAAGAUGGCUGGAGGAGCUCAGGGGGAGCAGGAAGGAGGAUCUGGGACUUGGAGAGGUAUGUUGAAGAAAGGAGACGAAGGCCAGGGCGAAGACAAGACUAAACCACAGAGCUCCGUCCUCGCCAGCCCUCAGAAAGGAUACGCAGUGAACCUGCUUGAUGUGCCCGUGCCGGUCGCCCGGAAACUGUCUGCUCGUGAGCAGAGGGACUGCGAGGUCAUCGAGUGUCUCAUCAAGUCGUAUUUCCUCAUUGUCCGUAAAAACAUCCAGGACAGUGUACCAAAGGCUGUGAUGCACUUCCUGGUUAACCAUGUGAAGGACAGCUUACAGAGCGAGUUAGUGGGGCAGCUGUAUAAACCCGCCCUGCUGGACGACCUCCUCACAGAGUCAGAGGACAUGGCCCAGCGCCGCAAUGAAGCCGCAGAUAUGCUGAAGGCCUUGCAGAAAGCCAGUCAUGUGAUCGCUGAGAUCCGAGAAACACACCUGUGGUGAAGUCCAGCUGAUGUACAGCCCCUCUCCCUUUCACUCGAACCCUGCGGUCUGCGUCAGCCUCGUCUCUCUUCUGUCUGGAUUUCACAGACAGCCAACUUGAAAAAUGCACUGGUGUCAGUUAGUGUGUAUUGAAUAUAAUCUUAUGUACUCAACGGACUCUUCUUUAAAUACACUGAGGGCAGCACAUAUCACUUCACACCUGCACACGUCCCAUUCUGUGAUCUCUCUCAUGUAUGUAAGCAGACACAUGAUGUACGCUGCAGAUAAUGUGUGGCCUGUUAAAGGACUGUGUGUCCCUGAUCUAGCCUAAAUUAAAGGUAGUGAUACAAACAAAUUAAAGGGUUUGUCAUGAUGUUGUGGCUUCAUUUGCAACUUUUGGUAUGAUUGGACAUUUGCGAAAGUGCACUCAGUAAUAUUUUCAUGUAUUUCUGUUCGAUAUAGCCAUCAACUUUGGAUUAUAUUGACAAUGUUGCAGGAUCACACAAAAAUGUAUUCUGAAAAUAAUUACAGGGGCUACCAAGAUAAAGUGAGAAGCAUUUGACUGGUCAUGUGAUCUCAACUUGGUUACCCCUAUAUAAGGGUGACAUGCUCAAUGUAAAUAAAUCCCCUUUUAUUAGACUGUUGAUAGUGAGUCUACAUGAUUCGAAACAUAAGCAGCACUCAUCUCUUUUGUGUGAAUGUAUAAAACUUUUUUAAUAAAACCAAAAUUACUAGAUGCAC
Molecule: messenger RNA, 2436 nt
Organism: Sinocyclocheilus grahami
Lineage: Eukaryota; Metazoa; Chordata; Actinopteri; Cypriniformes; Cyprinidae
Product: dynamin-1-like protein
Exons: 15
Coding region: 1-1716 (571 amino acids)
Biological process (GO): endocytosis; mitochondrial fission; mitochondrial fragmentation involved in apoptotic process
Cellular component (GO): cytoplasm; membrane; mitochondrion
Molecular function (GO): microtubule binding; GTPase activity; GTP binding
Source: RefSeq, a predicted model, not a curated record